Myripristis murdjan (pinecone soldierfish) is the source of this 2028-nucleotide messenger RNA. RefSeq names its product CD226 antigen-like. The transcript has 10 exons. Gene Ontology annotation, biological process: regulation of cytokine production; T cell receptor signaling pathway. Lineage: Eukaryota; Metazoa; Chordata; Actinopteri; Holocentriformes; Holocentridae. The coding region runs from base 64 to 1767 and encodes 567 amino acids. The record is from RefSeq and is a predicted model, not a curated record. Gene Ontology annotation, cellular component: external side of plasma membrane. Gene Ontology annotation, molecular function: signaling receptor binding.
CACACACACACACACACACACACACACACACACACACACACUCAGAGGCAGAUCUCUGCUCUCAUGGCUUCUCUCAGCGCUGCGUCCCUCCUGGCUCUGAGCUCCCUGAUCUGUCACCUGGCUGCUUCCUCUGCAGUCCUGAACCUGAGAGCUCGACCUGGAGAUGAUGUCACCCUGAUCUGUCAGGUUCCUGAUGGUGUCAACAUCGAAGCAGUCGAGUGGAGAAGAACUGACCGGAGGGAACUAAAACGUGUCCUCCUUUACCGAGAUGGGCACUUAGAUACAACGAACCAGCAUCCAUCUUUUAAGAACCGGGUGGAGCUCAAAGACAGAGACACGAAGAACGGCGACCUGUCUGUGAUUCUGAAGAACGUGAAGAAGGAGGAGGACAGUGGAACAUACGUGUGUCGCUUUAGAGCUGCUGGUGAUCAUCUAACAGAAAGAGACAUUUUUGCUCCCAUCAGCACCAUCAGGCUGAUGGUUGUAGAUCCAGUCCUGUACCAGACAGCUCAACCUGAAGACGAUGUCACCCUGAGAUGUCAGGCUCCUGAUGGUGUCGACAUAGCAGCAGAGUGGAGCAGAACUGACCUGAAGAAAGAAUCUGUCUUCCUUUACCGAGACGGGCGCAUUGACUCAGAGGACCAGCCUCUGUCUUUUAAGAACCGGGUGGAGCUGAAAGACGGAGAGAUAAAGAACGGCAACCUGUCUGUGAUUCUGAAGAACGUGACGAAGAACGACAGUGGAACAUAUGAGUGUCGCAUUACAGCUUCUGAUGCCAAACACAGCUCGAGAACCAUUAAAGCUCCUCCCAUCUGCACCAUCAGGCUGAUGAUUGUAGAUCCAGUUCCAGCACCUCGACAGUGGAGUCAACUGGCUAUAGUUCUUGCAGUGGCACUGGCUCUUUUUGCUGUGGCUUUUGUGAUAUACAAAAUACUAGAACCAUACAGGAUUAAAUUGAACCUGAACCUGAAAGCUCAUCCUGGAGACGAUGUCACCCUGAGGUGUCAGGCUCGUUGUUGUGUCAACAUAAAAGCAGUAGAGUGGAGCAGACCUGACCUGAAGGAAGAAAAACCUGUUGUCAUUUACCGAGACGGACACAUUGACUCAGAGAACCUGCUUCUGUCUUUUAAGAACCGGGUGGAGCUGAAAGACAAAGAGAUGAAGAACGGCGACCUGUCUGUGAUUCUGAAGAACGUGAAGAAGGAGGACAGUGGAACAUACGAGUUUCGCUUUAAAACUGCUGUUGCCAAAUGUUUGACGAUUAUUUCAACUGAUCUCAUCAGCACCAUCCAGCUGGAGGUUGUAGAUCCAGUCCUGAACCUGAACCUGACAGCUCACCCUGGAGACGAUGUCACCCUGAGGUGUCAGGUUCCUGAUGCUGUCAACAUCACAAUGGUAAAGUGGAGCAGAACUGACCUGAAGGAAGAAGAAUAUGUCCUCCUUUAUCAAGACGGGCGCAUUGUUACAGACCACCAGCCUCUGACUUUUAAGAACCGGGUGGACCUGAAAGACAAAGAGAUGAAGAACGGCGACCUGUCUGUGAUUCUGAAGAACGUGAAGAAGGAGGACAGUGGGACAUACGAGUGUCGCUAUAAAGCUUCUGGUGAUAAAGCUGAUCCCAUCUGCAUCAUCCAGCUGGAGGUUGUAGAUCCAGAGGCUGCAGUUCCUGUACUGGAAGUGGUUGCUGGGGUUCUUUCUGCUGCUGUGACGCGCAGAAAACAAAAACCAAGUGCGGAACACAGAGAGGUGCACAGUGAGGUUGUAUGAGCUCCUGUCAGGAGUGUGUUACGAGUGUGUCAGGAGUGUGUUGUGGUUCUGGAUCCAGAUGCUGCCUCAGCUGAACUGUAGCUGUGUGUGAGUUGGGUGGAGGAGGCCAGCGGGGUCGGCUCGGCUGAUGUCAGGUUGUGUCGAGCUUCACAUGAGAGAAGGACCUUCAGGUCAGUGUGGUGCUGGACCAGUCACCAGUGAAGGUGUGGGAGCUGUUUCUGCUGACUGGAGUCCAUCAUGACCCAGGACUGUUGCAGGUUC